Molecule: messenger RNA, 1188 nt
Organism: Epinephelus lanceolatus (giant grouper)
Lineage: Eukaryota; Metazoa; Chordata; Actinopteri; Perciformes; Serranidae
Gene: ankrd2
Product: ankyrin repeat domain 2 (stretch responsive muscle)
Biological process (GO): regulation of transcription by RNA polymerase II
Cellular component (GO): nucleus
Molecular function (GO): RNA polymerase II-specific DNA-binding transcription factor binding
Source: RefSeq, a predicted model, not a curated record
AGAAAGCUUCAGCUGUUCAAAAUUACUUUAUUGGCUGUUUUAUCUUUUUCUGUAUCAAACAGAGAUGGAGGAAGGGGUGCAGUGGGCAGCCAGUGUGAUGGACCAUACAACAGGAAUAGAAAAGAAAGCUCAGGCAGAGGAGCGAGUGAGGAGGAUCUCCUCAGAGCUGCACUGUGAGAUUUUGGACCUGAGUGGUGGAGAGAAUAUCACAGAGCUGUGCAAAAGGAAAAAGAAGAUCAAGAAAACAUACUCGCCCAGGGUGUCUGUGGAAAUCCCUGUGACGGGGCCCAUGGAUACUGCAGAAUUCAUGAACGCAGCAAGUCAAGGCAAACUGACUGUAAUAGACAAGUAUCUGGUUGAUGGUGGGAACCCAAAUGUCCAUGAUGAGUUGAAGAGGACAGCGCUGCACCGGGCCUCUCUGGAAGGACACACGGCAGUUGUCCAAACGCUUUUAGAAAAAGGAGCCGAUAUCAACUUUAAAGAUCAACUGGGCUCCAGGGCCAUACAUUGGGCCUGCAGAGGGGGAAGCCUGGGAGUUGUCAAAGCCCUGCAGAGCCACGGGGCUGACCUGAAUGUUAGAGAUAAGCUGUACAGCACUCCUCUGCAUGUGGCCACUAGAACGGGCCACACAGCCAUCGUGGAGUACCUCCUGUCCUGUGGUGCCAAAAUCAACUCCAGGGACAGGGAAGGGGACACAGCCCUGCAUGAUGCCGUGCGUCUCAACAGAUACAAGAUAGUGAAGCUGCUCAUAGCUGCAGGGGCUGACACGAAAAUAAAAAAUCAUGAGGGAGUAACCGCAGUACAGCAGGUAAAACAAUGGCAGUCUGACAUCAUGGAGACCCUGCAGAGCCUGGAGAAGCCGAGAGAGGUGGGACCUGAAAACACCUUGAGAGAGGAGUGAACAGCAUGUAUAUCUACUCAGUAUAUUCUCUAUGACUUCUCUUUUUAUCACUUUCUGUCUCAGGUUCAAAACACAUUCUGUAAUUCCGCUGUAGGUCUGUGUACAUCAUGUCUGAGAUUGAGUGUAUGUAUGUGACAAAAUCAGCUUUUCCAGGGCAUGGCGUUAAAACCUCUGAGAUUAGUCUGAACUCUGACACUGGUAAAUGUCAACUUGGGUGUGAAGGAUUCAAAAUGAUCUGCUUAUCUUGAAUAUGGAGACAAAAACAUCUGAAUGAGGAAGCAAAGCUG